This is a messenger RNA of Cotesia congregata, 1449 nucleotides long. Lineage: Eukaryota; Metazoa; Arthropoda; Insecta; Hymenoptera; Braconidae. The record is from the annotation of a GenBank genome assembly.
AUGGGGCAUAAGAAACGUUCGAGGAGUCGUGAAAGAUCUAGUGAAGAAAGAUAUUCAAAAAGAUUGAAGAAGGUCGAAGAAAGAGUGGAUGAUAUCUUUGCGAUAUCACUGAGUUUUUCAAGGCUAAGACCAUGUAUUUUUUGUAAUUCCAUAGAUGAUUCUGGACUUGUUCCUCCGGGUGAUCCAGAUGCGAAGGUUGCAGACUCAUCUGAGGAGACAGACUCUGGUAGAGUGGUUAAUGAUUCUUCUAAUAAUACUGAUUCAACAUCUCAGGAAAAUUCUUCGAAGAAAGAAUCGGAGAAAAAUACGGAAGUUCCUGUUAUUGAUCUUGAUCCACCUCCAAAUAUUACUGCUAAUUCUGCUCCUACAGCCAAAACUACGGAACUUACAGCCAAAACUACGGAUUCUACUCAGGUAGAAGGGAGAAGAGUUCUGAGGAUAUUCCGUGGGCCCUCGAUGAUACUGUUCUUGAGAUUAUGGGUGCUGAGCCGGCUGCUGAUGAACCUCAACGGUCUUAAAAAGGAGGAUAAAGAAUCGUUAUUAAAAAAAUACCCGAGAACUGGGAAGUUUUCACUAGAGCCUCCUAUUCUUAACAACGAAGUAUCGGGAAGUCUGAAGGAGUCCGCGGUAAAGAGAGAUACCUAUUUUUACUGGACACAGAAGCUUGCGGGUUCGGCAUUGUCAGCUCUUUCUCCAGUCAUUGAGUCUCUUGCGACGUCUAAGGCUCCUGAAGAUGUAAAAAGAUUGGAUAAUGUCUGGGCUGCAUCUAAAAUGCUCAUUGAAAUACAUCGUUCGCAGACUGUUAUUGCGUCAACAUCCUCUAGCAUCAAAGCUUACCCUGGUUGCCGCCAGGCUAUCAGCGAAGCGCUUAUAAAUAGAGGGACACCGAAAGAAGCAGUUGAUAUCAUGAUAGCUUCACUGGAGGAAUCUACUAUUAAACAAUACAAUGGGACGUUGAAAUUAUGGUGGCAUUGGAAUAUUCAAUGUGAUGAGAACCCUUUGAUAGUUUCAUCUGAGAAAACGCUAAAAUUUCUGACCGAGAGAUUUGACAACGGUAUCGCUCUCAAUUCUGCCAGAGCAGCAUUACCGCUGAUUUCUAACGAAAGUAUUGGCGGUAAUCAAUUAAUUAGCAGAUUUAUUAAGGGUUCAUCAAAAAUAAGGCCAAGUCUACCGAAAUAUGACGAGACCUGGGAUGUUGAUCCGGUUCUUUCUUUAAAAAAGCUAACUGAAAAAUUAGUCGUACUUUUGGCAUUGGGAACUGCCCACCGGGCACAAACUCUGUCUUUAAUUAAGAUUUCAAAUAUUAAUACGUUGGAAACUCGAAUAGAAAUUCUUGUUGUCUUACCGUCUGGUUGCUGCAUGCCAGGUGUAAUGGCUCGUAAAAAAUCAUCUGGUGUCAUGAAGAUUUCAUUACCUUCCGAACUCGAAAUCAGUACUGUCGCAAAAUAA